Messenger RNA from Scylla paramamosain (green mud crab), 1047 nucleotides. RefSeq names its product cation channel sperm-associated protein 1-like. The transcript has 6 exons. The coding region runs from base 1 to 1047 and encodes 348 amino acids. The record is from RefSeq and is a predicted model, not a curated record. NCBI's taxonomy places the organism in Eukaryota, Metazoa, Arthropoda, Malacostraca, Decapoda, Portunidae.
AUGAACCACACCACACCGCACCGUGUACACUGCACCACAGUGCACCACACCACACAGGAGGAGGCAACAACUCUCUUCCUCCACACAAAACUACAAGCAUCUAAUAACACAAACACCCUCUCCUCAAAAUUUCAAAAUUGUCAUGGCGACGCCUACACCAGCAUCAUAUUCCGCAUCUGGGGAGGGGACUACAAAUUACACUGCACCACACUCCAUCGCACCGCACCACACCACACCACACCACACCACACCACACCACACUACACCAUACCAUACAACACUGCACCACACCACAAUGCAUCACACUGCACCCACUACACCACAUCACACAUCACCGUACUGCACCACACUACACCACACCACAAUGCACCACACUUAACCCCACCACAUAACACCACACUAAACCAAAAUGCACCACACCAAACUACACAACACCACACUGCACCACACCACUCUGCACCACACUACACCACACUACACCACACCACACUGCACCAUACCACACUGUACCACACCAUAUUGCCCCACACCACACCACAUCACACUGAACUACACCACACCAUAAUGCAACACACCACACCACUAUACAGGAGGAGCACUAAAACUGGAGCGCAGGGCUCCAAGACACAUCCGCACACAUUCAACAUGAAAUACAUCCAAUCUGCUCAGAGAUGCUUCCGACGCAGACCCAUACACCGGCACAACGACACUAUUAUGCCUCAUUCCUCCCAUCAGCUCCUUGAUGACAGUUAUCGCCACAGCCAGCUGACGGCUGCUCCUUUCCAGGAUGCAGCAUACACAUCCCCACACACAAAGCCAAGCAAACACACGAGACCUUCACAAAACUACAGACCCCGGCUCCAAUGUGCCACUGGACCAGCCCUAAUGGUCCCAGCAACUGCUCCUAUGAUUGUUGCAGCAGCUGCCAGCGCGUGUGGCUCACCAAGUGAGCAAACACCUACCGUGUCUGGUCCUGGCAGGGGGGCAGCCUGCUCCCCGCCUCCGAUACAUCCCCCAGGGGAGGAAACUCCGACCUCCCCAGCAUAG